AUGCCACACACAGGCCAGCACCGACGUCUCCCAAACGGGUGCCCAAGUAAGGAUGAACAAUCGGACCAACCUCCUGACGGAGGUUACGGAUGGGUCUGUACAGUUGCAGCAGCAGUCGUCAACGCACACUGCUGGGGAUUCAAUUCGGCAUACGCCAUCUUUCUGGCAUAUUACAUGGACCAUCAGACCUUCCAGGGCGCCACUCAUCUGCACUACGCCCUGGUUGGGUCCUUAAGUUUGACGGAGACGUUCAUGAUAUCCCCUAUAGCCACCGUCGCCACGCAACGAUACGGGAUUCAGAAAACCAUGUUCGCAGGUGUCAUCUUUGAGACGGCCAGCCUUAUCUGUGCUAGCCUAGCAACCCAGAUCUGGCAUCUUUUCCUGACGCAAGGCGUUCUCUUUGCUUCCGUGAUUCCUCAGUGGUUCACUUCGAAGCGAUCCUUAGCGAGCGGUGUUUCUCUCUCGGGAGCUGGUCUCGGCGGCCUUGUUUACUCUCUAGCGACGGAGGCAAUGAUCGAUCGUUUCGGGCUCACCUGGGCGUUUCGGAUACUCGGUAUUCUUGCGUUCACGGUCAUCACUACCUGCAUUCUCUUGAUCAGGGACCGGAGCAGGACGGCUAAAUGUAGCAAAGCUAUGAUGGAGCUAGCUCUGACUAAAAAUGGGGGUUUCGUUCUUCUGGUUGGAUUCAGUUGCUUUACAAUCUUUGGCUAUUUCAUCCUUAUAUUCAAUCUAGCAAGCUAUGGAGAUGAGAUCGGCCUUACUCCUUCCCAGGCAUCCCUCAUUAGCGGCUUGUUUAACCUGGGCCAGGCUGUCGGUCGACCUUGUAUCGGAUACUUCAGCGACAGUGUUGGCCGUGUCAACAUCGCCGGUAUCGCAACUUUUCUGGCUGGAUUGAUAUGCUUGGCUGUAUGGGCUAAUGCGAACUCUUAUGGACUGCUGGUUUUCUUCGCAAUAUCGAAGGACUUGUGGCAGGAAAUUUCUGGGCAACGAUUGCGCCGCUGGUAG
Molecule: messenger RNA, 1005 nt
Organism: Aspergillus terreus NIH2624
Lineage: Eukaryota; Fungi; Ascomycota; Eurotiomycetes; Eurotiales; Aspergillaceae
Exons: 2
Coding region: 1-1005 (334 amino acids)
Biological process (GO): transmembrane transport
Molecular function (GO): transmembrane transporter activity
Source: RefSeq, a predicted model, not a curated record